This is a messenger RNA of Echinops telfairi (small Madagascar hedgehog), 1350 nucleotides long. RefSeq names its product transmembrane serine protease 11A. Gene Ontology annotation, cellular component: plasma membrane; extracellular region. Gene Ontology annotation, molecular function: serine-type endopeptidase activity. Gene Ontology annotation, biological process: proteolysis. The record is from RefSeq and is a predicted model, not a curated record. NCBI's taxonomy places the organism in Eukaryota, Metazoa, Chordata, Mammalia, Afrosoricida, Tenrecidae. The transcript is spliced from 11 exons.
AGAUGCCAUAUAGUUGAUUAGAAAGUUUAGUUCAGUGGGUACAGACCCACAAAAUCAUUUUCUUCCUCCGGUAGAGAAUGUAUCGAGGAUUUGGCAGCCGAAGCAGAGAUUUGAAGCCAUGGAUGAUGGCCCUCCUCCUUGUCUUAUCACUGGCAGUGGUGGCGGUGGCUAUUGGUCUUCUGGUUCACUUCUUAGCCUCUGGUGAAACAGUAAUGGAGUUUUAUCAUAUCAUCUUUAAAAUUUCAGAUUUACAAAUAAGUAGCAAUUCUGGACAAAAUAAUACAUUUCAAAUCCAGGACCUGAGACUAACAUAGCAUUUCUUAUAAUUACAGGUAGAUGAGAUUUUCAUAGAUUCAGCCUUGAGCAAGCAUUAUAUCAAGAACCAUGUGGUCAGACUGACUCCAGAGGAAGAUUGUGUGAAAGUAGAUAUCAUUGUGAUAUUCCAAUUUCCCUCUACCGAGCAAAGAGCAAUAAGAGAGAAAAAAAUCUACCGCAUUUUAAAUCAGAAGAUAAGAAACACAGGAGCCCUACCAAUAAAUGUCUCUUCAGUUCAACUAAAAGCAAUGAGCUCAUCAACAGGAAAGCUAAUGGUCCAAGCAUGUUGUGGGAAACGAGUUGUUCCAUUAAUAGUCAACAGAAUAAUGUCUGGUGACAUUGCAGCCAAGUCUGCUUGGCCGUGGCAAGCCUCUCUCCAGUAUAACAGCAUGCAUCAGUGUGGAGCCAGCUUGAUUAGCAACACAUGGCUUGUGACUGCAGCACACUGCUUUAAGUAUAACACCAAUCCACGUUCAUGGACUGUUAGCUUUGGAACAACAAUCGAUCCUCCUCUAAUGAAAAGAAAUGUCAAAAGAAUAAUUGUCCAUGAGCGAUAUAAUUCUCCAGAACAAGAAAACGACAUUGCUGUUGUACAGUUCUCUCCUAGAGUCACCUUUACUGAUGACAUACGCCGAGUUUGUUUGCCAGCAGCUUCUGAGUCUUUUCAGCCAAAUUCAACUGUCUACAUCACAGGAUUCGGAGCCCUUUUCUACGGUGGGAAUUCCCUAAAUUAUCUUCAAGAAGCCAGAUUGAAAAUCAUAAGUGAUGAUGUGUGCAGGCAACCGUAUGUAUAUGGCAAUCAAAUCAAAUUUGGAAUGUUUUGUGCUGGAUAUUUGGAAGGGAUUUAUGAUGCUUGCAAGGGUGAUUCUGGGGGACCUUUGGUUGCAAAGGAUCUUAAAGAUACCUGGUAUCUCAUUGGAAUUGUGAGCUGGGGAACCAACUGUGGACAAAAGAACAGCCCUGGAGUAUACACCAACGUGACUUACUACCGAGAGUGGAUUGCUUCAAAAACGGGUCUCUAAUUCGUCCUAUAAG